Molecule: messenger RNA, 639 nt
Organism: Acanthosepion pharaonis
Lineage: Eukaryota; Metazoa; Mollusca; Cephalopoda; Sepiida; Sepiidae
Source: the annotation of a GenBank genome assembly
AUGAUUUUUUUCUUAAAAAUCUAUUUUAUUUUUUCAUUGUGCAGCCUUUAUUUUCUCUUCUUUCAUUCCAAUUCCAUAGGCUUCGUUCUCAAUGGACUCAACAGUGUCAAUGCAACCUCCCUAGAACGUCGCUUCGGGCUCAACAGCUCCAACAUAGGAAUGAUUGCCAGCGUCUACGAUAUCUCAGCCGCUUUAUUUGGGGUGCUCAUCAGCUAUCUCUGCUCCAGAGGGCACAAACCACGGUGGCUAGGGGUCUCCAUUAUCAUUAUGGGCCUCGGUUCCUUAAUCAUGUCCUUACCUCACUUUACUACAGACCUCUAUAAAAUGGGUCAGGAGAUAGUCGUCGACCAAAGCCUUUGUUCAGUCGACAUCUUUCUUUCUUUCUUUUUUAUUCCUUUGGGACAUCUUUCUUUCUUUCUUUCUUAUUCCUUUGAGACAUCUUUCUUUUUUCUUUCUUAUUCUUUUGAGACAUCUUUCUUUCUUUUUUUAUUCCUUUGGGACAUCUUUCUUUCUUUCUUAUUUUUUUUAUUCCUUUGGGACAUCUUUCUUUCUUUCUUUCUUUUUUUCUUUCUUUCUCAUUCCUUUGAGACAUCUUUCUUUUUCUUUCUUAUUUUCUUUCUUUCUUUCUUAUUCCUUUGA